GAUAGAGAAAGAGAUCCUCCUGACAGAUGGAGGUAAAAGGGGAGGAGCAGAGAGCGAGAGCGUUGAAGGGAGGAGGAUGAAGGGCUGGGGGUCAGGUACACAGACAGACCUCAGCAUCCAUGGUGCCUGCUCAGACAGCUGAAGUCAAAGGAUCCAAGGAGUGAUGCAGGAUUACAGGCAUACCCCUCUCUUCAUCUUCAUCUUCAUCGUAUUUUAUGGAACUGGCCAGUCCAUGCAAAGAGCAGGUCUGACCUGUGUGAAUGACUACGUGACGAACAUUUCGUGCGUGUGGUGGAACUCUACAGAUUUCUCCGGCCAGCAAUGUGAGCUUGUGGGGAAAAGUGAUACAAAAAGAUCAUGUGAGCUGGUGCCACUGAGCAGUCAAAAACAUCAUAAGAGAAGUUGUUCUUUGAAUUUUCACAGUCGUAACUUUUUUUUCAAGAACAAAAUCUGGUUGAAUGUAACCUGUAAUGGAUCUGCCAUUUUUGAACUGCAUUAUCAUCCUGCCAGACACAUUAAGACACAACCACCAGAUAAGCCCACUGUAGGCGGGGACAACAUAACUUGGAGUACAGGCUUUAACUUUCCAAAAUUCCUAAACUCUUAUGAAUCUCAGCUGCAGUUUAAAGCCGCAAAUACAAACUGGGAGAUGGCAGCAUAUAUGAAUAUCUCUCAUGGAAGAUACGUGCAGCUGGACGUUAAUAAACUGACUGUAGGAGAAGAGUACCAGGCCAGGGUACGUGUGAAGCCUGUUGAGCCCCUAAAUCAUGGUUAUCUUCGGGGGGAAUGGAGUGACUGGAGUCCUGCUGCGUCCUGGAGGUCUGAGAUUGGGCUGCCAGUGAAAUCAGGAAACGAUGCAUCUUCACCAGUCGCUGAUGAUUCUGUUGUUCUGAUCAUUGGAUUCCACAUAUUGAUUGUUAUUGCUGUUUUUUGUUUGGGCAUCUAUAAGUCAAAGAAAAGCAGACGAUCAUUUAAACCGAACAAUCUACAUGUACCAGACCCCUCCAAAUACUUCCAGCCUCUUCACACGGUUCAUGGUGGAAACUUCCGGAAAUGGCUGGGCUGUCAGAAUUCUGUCGGGCCGUUUCUUACCCCUCAGUCAUGUGACGAUAUCUCACCUGUGGAGGUCUCAGACUUUUGGGACGUGUCAUUGAUGGAUCGAAAUGCUCGGAUGUCUGCUACCGCGCUCAUUCGCUCCAAUCAAAUGGACUCUGGACUGGACAACAGCGGCACUAGUCGUCGAUCAUCAUCUGGUAUCUCUAACAUGGGCUACUUCUAUAGCAAAUCCAACACAGGCUCUCUUCACCUCGAAACCUGCCCCGUCUACUUUACCUACCACCCUGAGGAAGGCUCAAGCUCCACUCUCUCGUUCCCUGGGUCUUCAUACGAAUGUCUGCAAACCCCAAGUUACCAGACGGAACAGCCCAUGAGCCCAGAUUCAGGGUUCGACAUGCCUGAAGAGGACGACCAAGAUCAUGAAGACAUCAGCGGCGCGGAGAGAUGUGCGGCUGAAGGACAUGCGCUGGUUUCCUUCAUUAUGUCGCUGUCACAGGGUUCCCAUGAUGCAGUUCACCUAGCAGAGCGUUUCACUCCAGCGCCCGUCGUCACACCGUGGUCUGAACCUGUGAGAGCAUCUAGUUACGUUUCCAGCUCUGAAUCUGCAGAGGGCGCUGGGAUCAGACCCUCCUCCAUGAUUGAGCCCAGCGGCAGUGGAUAUCUGACCCUGAAGGAGAUGCAGAAAUACAGCAACAAAUCCAUCUGAACAGAGGCCUAGUCCAUUUCUGUCUAUGUGUAUAAGUGAGACCAGGGUAGAAUAAAACUCAGGUCAGGUUUAUUUUUGAAAAUCAGUUUCUGUACAGACAGAUAGAGUACAGUUCAAAUGUUUGGGGUCAGUAAAUGUUUUUGGGAGAAGCCUCUAGCAUUCACAUGUAUGUACAUAAAAUGUAAUUUAUUCCUGUAAUUUCCAGCAGCUAUUAGUCUUCAGUGUCACACGAUCCUUCAGAAGCAUUUUUAUUAGUAUCACUGUUGAAAACAGUUUAUAUUUUAGUGGACACCGUCUUCUAUUUUUUCCCCAGGAUUCUGUAAUGAAAAUACGUUUAUUUGAAAUAGAAAUCCUUUGUAACAUAAAUGUCUUUACUGUCACUGUUGAUCUGUGGAAUGCGUCCUUGCUGAAUAAAAGUAUUAAAAUGUGCUGACCCCAAACUUUUAAAUUUGUAG
Carassius carassius (crucian carp) is the source of this 2217-nucleotide messenger RNA. RefSeq names its product interleukin-2 receptor subunit beta-like. Gene Ontology annotation, cellular component: external side of plasma membrane; membrane. Lineage: Eukaryota; Metazoa; Chordata; Actinopteri; Cypriniformes; Cyprinidae. Gene Ontology annotation, biological process: cytokine-mediated signaling pathway; immunoglobulin mediated immune response. Gene Ontology annotation, molecular function: protein binding; cytokine receptor activity. The record is from RefSeq and is a predicted model, not a curated record. The transcript has 10 exons. Bases 164 to 1762 code for a protein of 532 amino acids.